Frieseomelitta varia is the source of this 1968-nucleotide messenger RNA. RefSeq names its product actin-binding LIM protein 1-like. The record is from RefSeq and is a predicted model, not a curated record. Bases 61 to 1968 code for a protein of 635 amino acids. Gene Ontology annotation, molecular function: actin filament binding. Lineage: Eukaryota; Metazoa; Arthropoda; Insecta; Hymenoptera; Apidae. Gene Ontology annotation, cellular component: actin cytoskeleton. The transcript is spliced from 11 exons. Gene Ontology annotation, biological process: lamellipodium assembly.
UCGUUGAAUUAGAACGACUCGACGAGACUUGCUCUUUCAGACUUGUUUUUACUCAUACGCAUGGGAAAGUCCUUCCAGAGUGUAAUUUUAACUCUGAACAUCGUCGAGGCUGUCACGCAAAGACGUAAAACAUUCUGUCAGUCUUGCAAGAAGAAGUGCAGCGGGGAGGUACUACGAGUGCAGGACAAGUAUUUCCACAUAGGGUGUUUCAAGUGCGCUCAGUGCAACACGAGCUUAGCGCAGGGUGGCUUUUUCGCUCGCGAGGGCUCUUACUACUGCACCAAGGAUUACAGGGAACGCUGGGGCACAAAGUGUGCAGGAUGUGGUGAAUACGUGGAGGGCGACGUGGUCACCGCAGGAGACAAGCACGCUUUCCAUCCUAAUUGUUUCCACUGCCAACGAUGCAGACAGCCGUUGCUCGGCCAGGGGACCAAAGUCUCCCUCGUUCAAGGUCAAGCUCUGUGUCAUCGAUGCAUCGGUAUCCCGGUUCGAGAGGCCUCGACGCCGGUCGGCAAUAACUCCGCUACCAGAGGAGCCGGAGACGGGCCCUCUGACCCCGGUGCCUGUGCUGGUUGCGGAAACCAAUUACGGGAAGGUCAGGCUUUGGUCGCUCUUGAUCGACAAUGGCACGUAUGGUGCUUCAAAUGUCACAGCUGCGACACCGUGCUCCAUGGAGAGUACAUGGGCAAAGACGGGGUGCCUUACUGCGAGAAAGAUUACCAGAAGCAGUUUGGCGUGAAAUGUGCCUACUGCAAUCGUUACAUAAGCGGGAAGGUGCUGCAGGCCGGCGACAAUCAUCAUUUUCAUCCGACCUGUGCUCGUUGCACCAAGUGCGGCGAUCCUUUCGGUGACGGAGAGGAGAUGUACUUGCAGGGGGCCGCCAUUUGGCACCCGCGUUGCGGACCAGGCCCUAGCGGUCCAAAUGGUAUCGUGAAUGGUCACGGCGAAGCUCACACACCGCAGCAUCGAGAGUCAGAGCGGAUUUCCAGCAGCGCUUCGGAGAUGCAGUUUUCAUUGCGGUCACGCACGUCAAGCCUGAACGGAUCACUCUGCAGCCCUUACAGCAGCCUCAGUCGUAAGUAUUACCCCGCGCGAACUGGCAGUCCUGGACUGAUAUUGAGAGAGUACGGACGCGGUCCAUCCGAAGAUGUAUCUAGGAUUUAUACUUACUCGUAUUUGACUGAAACGCCGAGCCAAGGGUACUUGAGACGUCCGAUACAGCCGUACGACAAACCUCCGACUAGCCCACACUUUCAUAGACCUAGCUCGUCACGUUCGAUAAGAAGCAGUGGCGGACGCAGCAGCCGAUCUGGAAUGCGUGCUCUGGUCGAUGCUCUCAGUGAGACCAGACCGAAGUCACCGGCCAGUCAAGUAGAUAAUGAUGAGCCAAUAGAGCUGGCGCAUUACCCGGAUGCCAUGAAACCUCCUCCUGGAGCCAAACCGCCGAUCGAGAGGGACGAUUUCCCUGCUCCGCCUUAUCCGUACACAGAUCCUGAGAGACGUAGACGAUGGUCCGACACUUACAAGGGGGUACCUGCAUCAGAUGACGAGGACGAAGUGGACAACAAAACGUACAUAAAAGAAGUAGAGGAGAAACUAAAGAAAGAACAGGACGAGCUAAGCAAAAUCGACACUGGGAUAGCGAAGGUAUUUCUGCAAGAUCGUGAAAAAGAUCGAGAAAAUUUGAGACACAAAGCCGCGAACGUCGAUCCUAGAAACGCAUCGAGAACACCAUCCGCAGCCAGAGAACCGACUUACAGACUGCGAUACGAAAGUCCCGUUGGCGCUUCGCCAUCGAGAAAUAUAGAUCACGCCAGGCCGUGGGAAGAUGACGAUGGUUUCAGUUACAGAUCAAGCGUAGGACCCAGUUACAACGGUAAGAGGGCAUCGGCCGAUCAAUAUUUUCCUUUGAAAAUUCGCAGGACGACCGAACGGACAACCUAUUCCCUGCCAUUUUUCCAUACUUAA